AGCCAAUCAGAUUCAUCUGCUGCGUGUGUAACUGUUCUGUGGCUGAACGGCAUUACUGUCUGUAAAUGUAAGUAAAAACGUCUUAUUUUCACAUCGUGUUUUAAAUCUGAUUUAGAAAUCUAGUGUUUCUUUGUUCUGAGCGUGUGACAGUGUAAAACUAAAGCUCUCUCGGGUGUCGUACUGCGCUAAAAGAUCGAUGUUAGCCUGAUGAUGCAGAGUCAUCUGUGACUGCCCCUGUAGCGGUGUUAUUAUGGGAGCAGUGGGCUGACUUGUUCCGGUAAAUACGGUUAUUAUUCCUUACAAAUCUCACUCUUUAUCAUGUUAUUUUCCUACUAUUAUUUUAUUCUUAUCAUAAUCUCGAUGAGUCGUGUUAUUUCUGUAAAGCUGUGACAAAAUAGCAUCCAUCAAAUAAUAUAGAUUCACGUCUAGAAUGAAUGUGGAGUCAUAACUAAUUAUUUAAAAUAAUUACGCAUGUUUUGUAUCAAUAUUUUACCGUGUAUUCUUAUAUCAUCUAUAGGAUUUGCAGUGUCACAGAAGACAAAAAAACAACAUUUUACUCAGAAGUGGACCAGGGUUGCACUUAUUAUAAACAUAUAGGCUGUAUAUGGACAAUCCAAUGCGAUUCAAUUAAUAUAUUGCAGUAUUUAAAUGUAAAAUGGCUGGUAAAAAUGCUUUUGAAUUGAAAGGUUUACCGAGAAAAUAUACCUACAAAACUAACAAAAUUACAAAAAAAACGUGAACAUUUAACACCGUUUGCAAAAAAAGGUACACAAAUUCUUUUAGCAGACAAGUUCUUAUUAUAAUUAUAAUAUAAAUAAAGAUAAAUAUGAUGUUUAAAAAUGUUUUAUGACAUUAACGUUAAGUAAAACGUCUUUUCCUCUGGAAGUUGCUGUUACUUCGCCUGCGCAGUUAACUGAGUGUGACGUCAUAAACUUGCGCCUGAGAGUAAUGCACUUCCCUACAGUCACCAUAAUCAUCAAAACAUUUGACAUUUCUUUUCAAGAGGAUGUGAAACAACAAUUGCAAACAUCUUUUAAGAUGAUGCAGUUGGUUGCACUGUUAAGUGGAAGAGUUACAAAGGGAAGUCGCAUAAGUACUCACAGUUCCCAAAAGAGGAGAGGUUAAGGAGGAUUUUGGGGUAAAUCCUGUCGGCGAGUCACUCUCCCCAAAGACCCGAGACUGUGUUCCCUGUGUAGUGUUACCUCCUGAAAGGGAUAUUCCGGCGUAACAUUAAUUUAGGCUCAAAAACGCCGUAACACCGAGUUAGACACCCCCUCGAGAGAUGAAUGUUGCCGACCGCUUGCUUCUCUAGUUAUACCAACUUUAGUAACGAGGCGCCACACACAAACCUCAACCAAAACGCCACUUUAUAGCCACAAAUAAUGUUCAGAACAGCACCUAACUUCAUCAACAGUACACAUAGGGUCCUAGCCAUAGUACUAGCCAUCAAACAUCUUUUUAGCUUUGCCUGAUUUCUUUAGCAAAGAGACUAAACACAACUCACCUACUAUCUUCCAGCAGCUGCUCGUUCGUAUGGAGACUUCCGGGCGAGUCCAUUACGGACUACAGCGGGGUGACGCAGCUCAAGGAAGAACAUUUAUGAUCAUUUCUUCACGGAAAUGCAAUCAGACCGAGACGCUACGGCAGGAGAACUACCGUGUCUGCAGUGCAAAAUGAUUACUAUGAUGAUUAUUACUUCAAGGAAAUGAUAAAGAAAUGAUCAUAAAUGGUCUUCCUUGAGCUGCGUCACCCCCCUGUAGUCCACAAUGGACUGGCCCGAGGUCUCACUACUAACAAGCGGCUGCUGGAAGAGAGAUCAUCGUUUUUAUGGGGCUUGUUGCAGGGUACUCGCCUUAGCGUACUUGCCUGAUAAUCACUUUACUCAUAACAUCAAUAUUGAAUCCCUGACCCUCCUCUCUUCCCCAGCUGUAGUCUUUUCCUCUCAUCAUGGCCUCUGGAGCUCUGUUCCCCAGCAUGGUGUCUGGGUCUCGUGGCUCCUCCAGUAAGUACCUGGUGGAGUUCCGGGCCGGCAAGAUGACCAUGAAGGGCAGCACAGUGACCCCCGACAAGCGUAAAGGUCAGGUCUACAUCCAGCAGACUGACGACUCCCUCAUCCACUUCUGCUGGAAGGACCGGACCACCGGGAAUGUGGAUGAUGUAGGCGACUCUAAAUGUUAGCACGUCAUACAAGUUUGAUUGAUGUUUGACUUGAAUAACUAUUUAACAUGUUCUGAUCCAGGACCUGAUAAUCUUCCCUGAUGACUGUGAGUUCAAACGGGUGAACCAGUGCACCACUGGGAGGGUCUACGUGCUGAAGUUCAAGGCUGGAUCCAAAAGACUCUUCUUCUGGAUGCAGGUAUGCAGCUGGACAGUCUGUUUCCCUCUUCAGGCUUAAAAAAGGGAAAAAUAUAAAUUAACUUUGCCAAACUUCUAACAAAUGGUUGAUAUUUUUCAUCAUCCAUGCCUGAGAGCUUCAUUUAUGCCAUAAACCCUUAAAAACACACUAAUGAGCCACAAUACUGAAUUUAAUGACUUCAGCCUUUUUGCUCUGAAUUUGACUCAGUUCAGACAGAGUUCUCAUGCCUCUCUUCACUUCAGGGGCACUAAUUGUGUGUUGAGCCAUAUCAAAAAAUAAUCCCCCCUAAAUACACCAUACUACCGUGACUGUGAAGCACAAGUUUUACCUCUAUUUUACUUGAUCUGUUUUAGCGAGACUGCACAGCUUUUAAUUAAAACAAAGUUAUAUUAAACUCAACUCUAAUCCACCCAAGAAUUUAUUUUCCUCAUUUAAGCGCUAGUGAAAGCUCAGACCAUUGUGUGUUUAUGAUCCCAGGAGCCAAAGACUGACAAAGACGAGGAGAUCUGCCGUAAAGUGAACGAAUACCUCAACAACCCACCCAUGCCAGGGGCUCUCGGUAGUGGCGGCAGCGGAGGACAUGAUCUGUCUGCUCUGGGAGGUAACAGAUGCUCCUCCUCUUUCCUUAAAGGGAUAUUCCGGCAUAAAAUUAAUUUAGGGUCAAACACACUAUAACGCAGAGUUAGACACCCCCUCGAGAGAUGAAUAUUGCCGUACAAUAACACGUACAAAAACUUAAAAUAAACUCCCAGAGAAUAUCUUCAAAAGGAACUUCACUCAUCUUGAAGCUUCGUAUGUCUCCCUUUUUUUCAUGUAUAGGGGAAGGAGGUCUGCAAAGCCUUCUGGGUAACAUGAGCCACAACCAGCUCAUGCAACUCAUUGGACCAACUGGACUGGGCGGGAUCGGUAUGUAACGUCUUAACUAACUCCUGAUUGGAUAAGUUGCUGUGAGACAAAAAUGAAGAAUGUAUUAGCAAACGCAGAGAUUAAAGGAGGACAUGUUUUCUUCUCUUUUGAUAACAGGUGGUCUCGGGGCGCUGGCUGGUCCAGGCUUGGCCAACCUCCUGGGCAGCAGCAGUGGCAGCAGCAGCAGCAGCAGCGUUCCUGCAGCUAGUAACUCCUCCACAAGGUGCCCUACCCCUGUUCAACAUCUAACCUCAUUUGCACGAUAUUUGACUUAGUGCUGCCAAAAAACAAGGCAUGAUGUUGAUAGUUUGAGGGGCUGAAAUGUGAGGAAAUGAGAGACAAAAUCAGACCUGUGACUGCUCUGAGAGGGUAGGUGUGUGAAAGAAACAGCUUUUUGUUACUUUCCCCGAAUAUUCAUUUUCCAAAGUUAACUUUAAAAUGACAACAGGAAGAGAUGAUUUGUGAGUUGGCACUACUUUUACAACAUGAAAUCAGCAAUAAAAGAGGGUUUCACUCAGGGAACUAAGAUCAACACAGACAGAAAGUUCCUCACAGGAGCGUUAAGUAUAUUUAGAUCCUCAAAAUAGUUUCAGAUUCAUUUCCUAUUGUUAUUGUUUUAAUUCUUUAAAAAACAGAUAUAGCAGGUGGUCAAUAGUUAACUCUCUUUGUGCUCAUAUUUCCCGAUGCCAUCACUGUUUGACCCUCAUGUACCCGGCCAAACAAGUCCAGAAGCAGAUCCUGUGAAUUCUCAUUAUAUUUCAAAAUUAAAAUGGGAAUAAGCUCCUGACCUUUUAUUGAAUACUUGUCCACUCUUCAUGAAUUAAUAACAGUUUCCUUCCCGUCUGUUCUCACAGUCCGUCCACAGCCGUCACUCCCACUUCUACAUCUACUGCCAGCCGGCUCGGCUCCUCCCAGGUGCCCACCACCCCCAUCACUCCCUCCGCCACCUCAGCAGCCUCCCCCACAGCCACCACUCCCUCCACCCCUGCUGUGACAUCACUGACGGCAGGAGGAGCCAACCCCACGCAGCCGAUCCAGCUGAGAGACCUGCAGAGCAUCCUGGCCACCAUGAACGUGCCGGCCGGCGGACAGGGAGGUGAGAGACGUGCAGAAACUAAACUUCAGUCAAUGUGAUCAGAAAACUUAAUGAACCACCUGAGGGAAGAAACACAAUCAGGGUCUAGUUAGAGUGAUUUCAGGUAAUUCUGCAGGAAAUAAUGAGCUUUGUGAAUUCAACAGUGUCACUUUACUGCAGAGGCAGGACGCCCAAACAAACAGAGCAGUCUGUCGCUGUAUUGAUUGAAUUUUAUUGUGUUACACUACAUUAGGCACAGCUCUCCUGCCUGCUUCAUGGAGAGGAUUUAUCAGCACACCUUGCCAACACAUCCUCAUAUAAAAGCAGAGAGUGCUGAAGGUGAAGGAACAGUAAAUAAAGAGCUGAAAGAAAUAAAAGAGAGCUGAGAUUAGCUUAGGCGCAAACAAAGGAGUCAAAGCAGCUUUGAUCAAUAAGAAGAGAGGAUUCACUAGAGGUGAUGAACACGUUAUCGAUCUCCAGGUUUUACAUUAUACAGCAGAGUCAGAGUUCUGUUUGAUAUUAGUCAUUUUCUGCAGAAGCCAGCUCUUGAUUUAAGAAAAGUAAAGCUCUAAAUCCUUCUGUACUCCAGAAGACAGUUGUUAACCAGCCGGUGAUCAUAAGAGAACAUUUAGCAGCGAAAGAGUCAGACGUUUCUCUCAGGAUUUGGUGAAGACUCUGAGCUGUUCAGGCUGCCAGAGCACUCCGACACGCCAGAAAGAGAUUUAAAAGGGACUGAAACUUCGAGUAGGACUCUGAGGAGAAAAACAAAACCACCAGCAUGUUGAAGACAGUAUAUGUUUGAUUUUUACCAGCAGCCUCCUUGGAGUUAGUCAUCUGUGUUAAGGGGAAAUUCAGGCUGCCGAGGAUCAGGAGGUGAACAGGUGAAUCCUCGGCUGUAAAAUAAGGAAAAGUUAAAACCUGGUUAGUUGUCAGAGACUUGAAAAUUCUUUACCACAAAAGUUUAAACAAAAAAGUGAUUAUUUAACAACAGAAGACAAAUUAAUGAUCCUUUACACUAAGCUUGAAGUAACCUCUGCCUGUGGGUAAGAAAGUUAGGAUGGUGCCAGACUGACUUGUGAGGUGUGGUUUUUCUUACCUGCAGUGGACCUGGCCAGCGUCCUGACACCCGAGGUCAUGGCGCCCAUCCUGGUGAACCCCGAGGUGCAGCAGAGGUUGAUGCCUUAUCUGCCGUCAGGAGAGUCUCUGCCUCAGAGCUCAGAGGAGCUCCACAACACGCUCAGCUCGCCGCAGUUUCAGCAGGUACACCUUUGACUCCGCUGUUAAUCAGCUUUUCACCAUCAUAGAUUUAUUUCUCUGUUUUCUGAAAGUUUAUCUUGAAAUAAAAAGUGUUUCCUUUCAUUUCUUUAACAUGCAGAGAGUUUAAGAUUCAGGGUGAUGAGAUAGUUUCAGGCUGCACAUUUAAUAAUCACACAAACCUCUCUCUCCAUGCUUUUAGCUUCUGGGCUGAAUUUGACAUUUGAACAUUUUUCUGUCCUUUAGGCACAGCGGGUUAAAUUAAAGUUCAGCAGUGUUCAUUAUGAAGCUGUUUGGUUGGUUUUCAGCCUCCUGUUGUGGUUUUUGUCCUAAUUCUUGGUAUUUAUUGUGUCUCUGCAGGCUAUGAGCAUGUUCAGCAGCGCUCUAGCGUCCGGGCAGUUAGGGCCUCUAAUGAACCAGUUUGGUUUGCCUGCAGAGGCUGUCGACGCGGCAAACAAAGGAGGUCAGUGUUUAAUCACCCGGAGACGUUAUAACAGCACAUUUUACUGCCUGAAAACUCAAGAAUCAUCGUCCACUUAAAAGUUUCAUUUCUUUUUUACACGAGUGAAUUUCAACUUAAUACGUUAUAAUAGGAAUAAACUGAAAAUACUUCUACUUUAUGUUUUUACUUCUUAAUUAUUCUUCUCUAUACUCAAGGGUAAAACAGCACUUUUUACUAAACUGCAAUAGAGCAACCUUAGAGGUCAGAUCCUGUCUGCCAAAUACAAUAUUAUACUGCAAUAAAAACUCAACCCAUCAGGAGGUGAAACACAGUUAGAGGUUAUUUUACACAUUUAAAUUUCAGAUAAAGAAAACAUGUAAUCAUAUCACAUAUGAUUCAGUGUAUCGUUGGUAUUUAUUCUCUGUGAGCAUGUUCAGCCGUACUUUAGCUUCCAGGCCUCUGCAUGUGUCUAUCUCUUGUUUAUCCUCUCCUGUACAUGGUUAGAUCAUAUUCUCUGCUCUCUAUGGGCGCGUCCCAUAAAGAGGUUAUGCCUCAAGCAGUCAGCCUGGGUUCAACUCCAGCCUCCUGCAUGUCCCUCCCUGCUCUCUCUCUCUCUUUCUCCUCAUUUCCUGCUCCGUCCUCUGUCCUGUCCUCACUGAAUAAGAGGCAAUAAAAUCCCAAAAGUAUCACUUCAUAAAAUCUCACCCUGCUUCGUUUUAACAGUCAAAUAUCACCCGCUUUGACUUCCUGAUGCCCAAAAAAGUAAAAAGGUGGUUUUCCCUCACUGUGCUCUAAAUUGUCUCAGCUGACGCUUUUUUUUGGAGCAGUUGCAAGUGUUAAAAACUACAGUAUAGAUAUUGUUCGCAUUUAAAAACUGCUUAAGCAAACAAGACAAUUAACAGAAAGUGACCAUGGUUAAUUUCAGUCUGUUGUUUCAUAACUUCUAACUGGAGCUUUAAAGCAAACAUACGAUAAAACCACAAUACUCAAAAACAUAACUAACCCUUUCUUUAAAGCUCCUGUAAGGAUUUUUUGGUUUGUUUAAAUCAUCUUCAUUUUUCAGGAGCGUCUUAAAACAGAAAUCUUAUCCUGCUGACUUUUUACAGAUGAAUGAAUCAUUUAUUGUGAUUAUAUCAUGUGGAAAAUGUUAAAGAUGCUCAGCUGACACCUCCCCCUUGCUUUAAAAAUUACAGUUUAUAAAUGGCUAAUCUUCUGGUCCUGUUUGUUUUUGUGUAUCAUAAAGAGGCAUCAGUCUGAUCAUCCCAGCUUCAAUCAUUAAGAGUUUUGACGGCAGAUUUUUACAGGUUUCUGUCUUUUCUGUGCGUUUGAAGGUUGGCUGUGAUAAUCCGUCACUGUGUUGACAUUAUGUAAGAUGAAAUAACAAUGGUUUGACAUUUGCUUCACUGCUUUCUUUACAUUUCUCUCUCUGCAGACGUGGAGGCUUUCGCUAAAGCCAUGGAAACGGAGACGAAGUCAGACCAUGAGGGCGACUCCAAAGACAAGAAGGACGACGAUGAAGACAUGAGUCUGGAUUAAAACAUACUAACAUGAUUAAUUUAACAUAUUUAUUUAGCUGCUUCUUUGUUUUGUAACGAUUAAACACUAAGGAUUAAGAUUAUGAUUUAGUAGAAACUGUCACUAAGACUCCUCGUGGCUGAUGAUGCUUUAACCUCCAACCGUGUACUCAGUUGAUAUAAACUGACCUAAUACAAAGACCAUGAGUUCAACCUGCAUGUCAGCUUCUAGUCUGAGCGGUGCAAACACAUGAGAAGAGUAAAAAUCAUGGAAAGAAAUCAAACUG
Messenger RNA from Xyrichtys novacula (pearly razorfish), 7834 nucleotides. The record is from the annotation of a GenBank genome assembly. Lineage: Eukaryota; Metazoa; Chordata; Actinopteri; Labriformes; Labridae.